Messenger RNA from Penicillium alfredii, 2385 nucleotides. It is a transcript of the gene cef1, whose product is annotated as putative cell division control protein (Cdc5). Gene Ontology annotation, cellular component: Prp19 complex; spliceosomal complex. The transcript has 4 exons. NCBI's taxonomy places the organism in Eukaryota, Fungi, Ascomycota, Eurotiomycetes, Eurotiales, Aspergillaceae. The record is from RefSeq and is a predicted model, not a curated record. Bases 1 to 2385 code for a protein of 794 amino acids. Gene Ontology annotation, biological process: mRNA splicing, via spliceosome.
AUGCCUGUGGUCAAAGGAGGCGUCUGGACUAAUAUCGAGGAUGAGGUGCUUCGGGCGGCCGUAUCCAAGUAUGGCCUGAACCAGUGGGCUCGUGUAUCCUCCCUCCUCGCACGGAAGACUCCAAAGCAGUGCAAAGCGCGCUGGGUAGAAUGGCUGGACCCAGGAAUCCGCAAAGUCGAGUGGUCGCGUGAGGAGGAUGAGAAGCUCUUGCAUUUGGCCAAGUUGAUGCCCACGCAAUGGCGCACGAUUGCUCCCAUCGUUGGCCGCACUGCGACGCAAUGUCUUGAGCGAUACCAAAAACUCUUGGACGAGGCUGAGGCUCGUGAGAAUGACGAGCUCGGGUUGGGAGGACCUGGCGUCGAAGCGGCUGCUCCUAGCGCGGACGACGUCCGUCGCCUACGUCCUGGUGAACUCGACCCCGACCCCGAAUCGAAGCCAGCGCGCCCCGACACUAUUGAUCUGGAUGAAGACGAGAAGGAGAUGCUCAGCGAGGCGCGUGCCCGUCUGGCCAACACACAGGGUAAAAAAGCAAAGCGCAAGGCUCGGGAGCGACAGUUGGAAGAGUCGCGUCGAUUGGCGGUUCUCCAAAAGCGCCGUGAACUCAAACAUGCCGGCAUCAAUGUCAAGGUUGUGACUCGGAAGCCGGGCGAGAUGGACUACAACGCAGACAUCCCAUUCGAGAAGCCUGCGGCCCCUGGAUUUUAUGACACAAUGGAGGAGCAAUCCCGGAAUGAACGCCAACGGGAAAUGUUCGACCCCCGAAAGCAGCAGCUAGCCAAUAAGCGGAAGGGCGACCAGGACGAUGACGCCGAGCGCAAGAAGCGGAAAAACGACAAGAACAGCAAUGCGGCCGCGUCUGCUGCUGCGGCACGCGCAGGGCAGAUGCAAAAGAUUCGCGAGGCAGAGCAGAGCAGCAAGCGGCGAGCUCUCGUCCUGCCAUCGCCGCAGGUCAGCGAAGGCGAGAUGGAGGAUAUCAUCAAAAUGGGAAUGGCCGGAGACAAGGCCAGCCGAAUGAGUUCUGACGAGGAAACCACCCGGGGGCUCAUCGGCAACUACGGCGCCAUUGUCGGAGGGACUCCAAUUAGAACACCUCGUGCAGCUCCCGAAGAGGAUCACAUCGCCAACGAAAUAAAAAACAUUCGAGCUUUGACCGAGACGCAAUCCUCGCUUCUGGGAGGUGACAACACCCCUCUCCAUGAAGGCGGCUCGUCCACCGGCUUUGAUGGGAUCGCUCCUCGACGGCAACAAAUUGUCACCCCCAACCCGAUGGCGACACCAUUCCGACAGGCCAAUGGUGUUGGAGCCACACCCAUUCACGGGGGAGUUGGUCCUGGUGCUACGCCGCUGCGCACGCCACGGGACCACUUUGCCUUGAACCGAGAGACGGACGGUGGUCAGCUUGUUGGCAGCACACCCCGAGACAUCAAGACACACGAAAACUUCACGCGUCAACAGAUCCGUGGCAAGCUGGCCUCACUGCCGAAACCCAAGGAGACCGAGUGGGAAUUGGAAGAGCUUCCUUCUGAGACGGCCGAGCCCUCUGCAGCUGUGGAAUUUACCGAGGAAGACGCAGCUGAGCGUGAUCGCCGGGAGAACGAGGCACGAGAGAAGGCCGCCCAGGCUGAGUUCAAGCGCCAGUCACAGGUGUACCAGCGAGGUUUGCCUCGCCCGGCUGUACUGGAUUUGAGUGCUUUGAUGCAGCGCGCAUCCCACGUUAGAGACCCGAUUGGUGGUCUGAUUGCCAAGGAAGCCGCAGUUCUUAUCGCGCAUGACUCACGAAAGUUCCCCGUACCUGGUGCUAAGGUCGAGGGCAAGGCGCCCAAGCUGGGUCUUUUGGAUGAUGGGUCGUUGAAAGCGGCACGAUCUGCAAUCGCAACCGAAAUUGCGUCUACCGAAGCGCAGCAGCAGCACCAACAAGAUUGGCAGGAGAAGUUCGACGAUGUGUGGUUGUCUACUACUGCCCAGGCCCUCCCGGGAUUAGAAAAUUACGCGGACGACGAGACGGACCCGUUUCAGGAAGAGCAGCGCAUGAUCGGAGCCUUUGAUGGUGUCCAAGCAUCUUUGCUCGCUACGGCUGAGCGAGGGAACAAAUUGGAGAAAAAGUUGGCGCUGCAUUACGGCGGAUACCAGAACCGGGCUAAGAUGCUGCGGUCCAAGAUUCUGGAGGCCAGUGCAGCCUUGCCCAACUCCCAAGACGACCUCGAUGCGUUCCGUACCCUUCAGAUUUCCGAAGAAUCGGCCGUGUCUCGCCGUCUCGAGAAAUUGCGAGACGAUGUGUCUUUUGUCAUGCGGCGGGAGCGAGAGUCCCAGGAGGUGUAUAAGAGCCGGAAGGAGGAGCUAGACGAGCUCAUUGCGGGCACAGCGACGGUCAAUGGGUGGCACUGA